AUGGUUCUCUCUUGGAUGAUGAAUUCCAUGCACAUAGAUAUCUCUUGUAGUGUUAUGUACUGUGAAACUGCAAGAGAAGUCUGGAUUGAAUUGAAGAACCGAUAUUCACAAGGCAAUGCUCCCAAGAUUUACAAUCUUCAGAAGGAAAUCUCUCACAUAUGUCAGAAUCAGUUAACUGCAGCAGAUUACUUCACAAAGUGCAAGUGCCUCUGGGAUCAAUUGCUCAAUUAUGAUUCACUUCCAGAGUGUUCUAGUGGAGCUAUGAAAGCCCUAAAUGAUUGUCACGAUAAUUCAUAUGUCAUGAGGUUCUUGAUGAGUCUAAAUGAGAGUUUUUCUACAAUUCGAAGUCAGAUCCUAAUGUCCAAUCCUUUACCAUCUAUGGGAAGAAUGAAGCUACUACUAUGUAUGCAAACUCCAAGUUCAAUUCUGGAAAUUAUAGCAAUUCUGGAAAUUAUAGCAAUUCUAGAAAUUCUGGAAACAAAGGAGUCCUUUGUCAAAGGAGGCAAUCGAAAGGAGAGAAACAUGCUUGGUCAUAUUGUGGACAAGUGCUAUAAAAUACAUGGCUAUCCACCUGGGUAUAGGGCAAAAGGAAAAUCCUGUUCCAGUGCUAAUCAAGUUUCCAUUGUUGCACCAGUUUCCAAUUCUGCAUAG
Quercus robur (English oak) is the source of this 651-nucleotide messenger RNA. RefSeq lists its product as uncharacterized. The transcript has 2 exons. The coding region runs from base 1 to 651 and encodes 216 amino acids. Lineage: Eukaryota; Viridiplantae; Streptophyta; Magnoliopsida; Fagales; Fagaceae. The record is from RefSeq and is a predicted model, not a curated record.